AUGAGGAGCAUCAAAUCGGUAGUGGUAGGAGAUGGAGGAGUAGGUAAAACUUGUCUAUUGAUAUCGUACACCACCAACACAUUCCCCGAUGACUACAUUCCAACGGUAUUUGACAAUUAUUCAGCAUCAGUGUUAAUUGAUGGUGAGCCCAUCAAGUUGGGAUUAUGGGAUACUGCAGGCCAAUCAGAGUACGAUAGGUUAAGACCAUUAUCUUACCCACAAACGGAGAUUUUCUUAUGUUGUUUUUCAGUAGUCAGCCCCGAUUCUUUUCAAAAUAUCAAAUUGAAAUGGAUACCAGAGAUCCAUCACCAUUGUCCCAAGGAUGUAUUGGUAUUGUUGAUUGGAACCAAAACAGAUUUGCGAGAUGAUCCUCAUGCUUUGGAUGAUUUGGGUUCCAAGGGGGUAAAACCAAUAACUGAAGAGCAGGGUAACAAAUUGGCCAAAGAUAUUGGCGCCGUCAAAUAUUUGGAAUGUUCAGCAGCUACGCAGAAUGGUGUUAAAGAGAUAUUUGAUUUUGCAAUUAGAGCCGUAUUAGACCCACCUGACUCGCAUAGUAAAGAUUAUAUCAGGUCAAGCAGUUUAAGCGGGUCAACCUUGAAUAAUAACGGGUCUGAUAGAGAAGCCGCAGGUAAAGGAGGAUUGCAACGUAGAUUUGGAAGUUCUAGUGGAGGUAGCAGUGGCAGUGGUAGUGGUGGUGCCAUCGGAGCUGGUAGUGGUGCACCAGGUAAAAGGAGGAAGGUUAAGAGGGCAAAGAAGUGUACAAUAUUGUAA
Molecule: messenger RNA, 771 nt
Organism: Lodderomyces margitis
Lineage: Eukaryota; Fungi; Ascomycota; Pichiomycetes; Serinales; Debaryomycetaceae
Gene: RAC1
Product: Rho family GTPase
Exons: 1
Coding region: 1-771 (256 amino acids)
Biological process (GO): establishment or maintenance of cell polarity; actin filament organization; regulation of actin cytoskeleton organization
Cellular component (GO): cytoplasmic vesicle; plasma membrane; cell cortex
Molecular function (GO): protein kinase binding; GTP binding; GTPase activity
Source: RefSeq, a predicted model, not a curated record